UUUUAUAUGUUUGUCUCGAGAAUUCAACACUGUGUUUAUUUGUACGGUAAACUCUUUAACCUAGAAAAUAUUUUAAUAGUUUUUCAAUGAUAUUAAUCUUCAUAAAUCGGUGAGCGGUGUGCAUAUUUUAAAGCCAAAUUCCUGUCAGUGUCAAACGCGCCCGUUACGCGUAACACCUCGUGCGUAAUUACGCAGCCAAAUGACAAACUGGAUAUCACGGCUGGAGGCCACCGUUGACUCCAAACUCCCCUCCCUCUAGUACUCGUGCUGCAGUGGCAGCGUUUUAAUGGCCAUCAUCAUCAUCAUCAUCAUCAUCAUCAUCACCACCAUCAGCACUCCCUUUCUAGAAGAAGCGACCAGCAGAGGGAAACACAUGCAUAAACAUUUCGGGGGCAUCUUUCUCCUCGGCACCAACAGACUCCUCCUAUUCCCCACGUCCAAUUAGUUAUUAUGGUCCGGCCCUUUAAGACGCAGCAGCGGGUCAGCAAGUAGUGUAGUGUUUCUCUAAUUGAACUUCGCCCAAUCAACAAUAACUUGUUAGCAGUCGCUGUCGUUCUCUGUGCUGCCUCGGACAGCUUUUUUCUGCCUUUGCAGGGAUUCACCCGUCCAGUCUGCGACUUCCUAAAGAUCUACAUGGAGCUUGGCAGAGGAACCGCGACUCUCUGAGGAAGGAAAACAGCCACAGUCCGGCUGCCUUUGCGACUCUGCGCCAGAAGAAUGGUUAUUUUGGAGGAAAGCUCUCAGGCGAACUAAGCUGUGCGGCAGAUAUCGCUCCACUUUUUCUGCAACAACACAAAAGGAAACUUCGGACGACGCGUGGUUUUGGAUGAAAUAAUCAACCGUUUGGGUGGAAAGCGGCGACUCUUUCGGGACUGCGAUGACCUCUAGUAAAGACAUGAAGGCAGGUUCCGUGUUGCAGUCCAGCGGACCAGAGGAGAGGAGACGGGCUCCUCUGGACCAGCUGCCGCCGCCGGCCAACUCCAACAAGCCUUUAACGCCUUUCAGCAUCGAGGAUAUCCUCAACAAACCCUCCGUGAAGAAGUCUGUGGCCAGUAUCUGUCCGCCCAGAGUGCUAGAGAAAGUGACGGGCUCCAACUCGGCGAGGAACGGGAUCACAUCUCCCUCCUCGCCGCUGUGCGCGCUGGAGGAGCUGGCCAGCAAAACAUUCAAGGGUCUGGAAGUCAGCGUUAUCCAGGCAGCGGAAGGUCGAGAACAUGUCAACGCCUUCGGCCAGCGGCAGACGUCAAAGAAGAGGAGAAAGUCCCGGACGGCCUUCACGAACCACCAGAUCUACGAGUUGGAGAAGAGGUUCCUGUACCAGAAGUACCUCUCACCGGCGGACCGGGACCAGAUCGCGCAGCAGCUCGGUCUCUCUAACGCCCAGGUCAUCACCUGGUUCCAGAACCGCAGAGCUAAACUGAAGCGGGACCUGGAGGAGAUGAAGGCGGACGUGGAGUCCCUGAAGAAGAUCACUCCGCAGACGCUGCAGAAGCUCGUCACCAUGGAAAACAUUGAUGAUGCACAGGGUGGUGUUGGUGGGGCAGGGUCCGAGGCCGGGUCGCCGAGCAUCUCCCCGACCUCACAAGGACACCGGGCCUUCCCCCAGUCCCCGUCCUCGUCCAGAGACCAAACCACGGAUGAGUUCUCGGAGGAUGACGAGGAAAUCGAGGUGGACGAUUGACACUGUGUGAGAGGAGACGGGGAGGCUGUGAUUUUCAUAAAAAAAUAUUUAAAACGAGAGACAGAACACUAAAGAGGGCAUUUUUUUAAUUUCACUUUUGCACGGAUUUUGACACAAUAAGGAGACAUUUCUGGAAACCUUUCCCUCCUCUUCUUUCCCUUUUUUCUCUAAUUUUUAUUUAUUCAUCAGACUUUUCAUCAAAAAUCCUGAGGAAUAUCACUUUCCCAUGUUCUCUCUUAACAGACAGAACUGUUGUGGUACAAGAGAGGACAAGAAAACUGUAACAUUUCAAACACAUUUUUCCGAACCGGGGAGGGAGAUGUGCAAUUGUUAUGACGAUGAUUAUAAUUAUUAUUAUUAAUAUUAUUAUUAUUUUUGACAUUUAUUCAUUUUGUCCUGCAAGGAAUCGGAUGUGCCAAAAAUCCUCACAUGAAACCCUCCAAACUUUUCCAUGCACAGCAGCUCGGAUUCACAGUGUCAACCCGUGAUCACAGCCUUAAAUUUAUUUUUAUUUUAUCUUAUUUUUAUAUAUAAAUAUAUAAUUUAGUCCUGAGCAAAACUUCAAACCAUGGGGCCUGUGCGCAAAAAAAUGUGGGCAUCGACUGCAAAAUUCCUCAUCCUACAGCUCUGAGUUUCUGUAUAUAGAACCUUCACAUGCGAUAAUUUUAUUGUAACAUUCUAUUUAAUCAGCAUCUAUGUAAAUAAAGGUUAUAUGGUAUUUCAAAAAAGCUUCCUGCUCAAUUUUUAAUCGGUAAACGUGCCCAAAAUAACUAUAUUAUAAAUAUAUA
This is a messenger RNA of Cynoglossus semilaevis (tongue sole), 2469 nucleotides long. RefSeq names its product ladybird homeobox 2 (gene lbx2). Gene Ontology annotation, molecular function: DNA-binding transcription factor activity, RNA polymerase II-specific; sequence-specific double-stranded DNA binding. NCBI's taxonomy places the organism in Eukaryota, Metazoa, Chordata, Actinopteri, Pleuronectiformes, Cynoglossidae. Gene Ontology annotation, cellular component: nucleus. The transcript has 2 exons. Gene Ontology annotation, biological process: regulation of transcription by RNA polymerase II. The record is from RefSeq and is a predicted model, not a curated record. Bases 878 to 1681 code for a protein of 267 amino acids.